AUGGCUCUCAAGCAAUGCUGCCUCCCUGAGGUUCGCCAUGUCUGCGAUGAGCUCAAGCGCAUCUACAAGGAGCAAAUUCGUCCUCUUGAGCUGCACUACAACUUUGCUCACUUCUUCUCUCCUCCUCUCACCGACAGCGACAUCGAGGCCAAGCCCUUCGUCCUCCUCCUCGGCCAGUACUCCGUCGGCAAGACUUCCCUCAUCCAUCAUCUUCUUGGAUCUCACGGAUAUCCCGGCUCCCGUGUUGGGCCUGAGCCCACGACUGAUGGCUUCGUCGCCAUUAUGCAAGGACAAGAACCGCGGGUGCUACCUGGCAACGCGGCGGCGUCGGACAUGGGGAAGCCGUUCAGGGGGCUGCAGGCGUUCGGCAACGCUUUCCUUCAAAGGUUCUCAUGCGCGGAGAUGCAGGCGGAGGUGCUGGGCGACGUGACGCUCAUCGACACCCCUGGGGUGUUAUCAGGGGAGGCGCAGAGAAUCGGGAGGAACUACGACAUGCCCAAAGUCUGCCGGUGGUUCGCAGAGCGAUCAGACCUCAUCCUCAUCCUCUUCGAUGCGCACAAGCUGGACAUCAGCGACGAGCUCAAGGAGGUCAUCCAGGCGCUCGCAGACCACGACGACAAGAUCCGCAUCAUCCUCAACAAGUCGGACCAGGUGACCCCCCGCCAGCUCAUGCGCGUCCAUGGCGCCCUCAUGUGGAGCCUCGGGAAAGUGUUGAAGACGCCCGAGGUCUGCCGGGUGUAUGUGUCUUCCUUCUGGGACGAGGAGUACGCGGAGAGCGGGCGAGCAGGACGCGAGCUGUUCGACAGUGAGAAGGCGGAGCUUAUGAGAGACCUGCGGGAGAUUCCUCGCAACAUGCUCAUCAGGAGGGUGAACGAGUUGGUGAGACGAGCGAGACAGGCCAAGACACACGCGCUUGUGGCUUACAAGAAGUGA
This is a messenger RNA of Guillardia theta CCMP2712, 933 nucleotides long. RefSeq lists its product as hypothetical. The coding region runs from base 1 to 933 and encodes 310 amino acids. Gene Ontology annotation, cellular component: plasma membrane; cytoplasm; intracellular membrane-bounded organelle. Lineage: Eukaryota; Cryptophyceae; Pyrenomonadales; Geminigeraceae. The transcript is spliced from 4 exons. Gene Ontology annotation, biological process: endosomal transport; endocytosis. The record is from RefSeq and is a predicted model, not a curated record. Gene Ontology annotation, molecular function: GTP binding.